AUGUUUUCAUUCCAUUCUACAAUUUUCUUCUUCUCUUGCUGCUUUUCUACAACAACCACUGGAAAAGAUGGCGGAAGUGGAGAAGGAUGGAGAGCCUGCAACAGACAAAGAUGAUUUACAAAUGUUAAAGGUCAUUGUGGAUGAAUUGUACAAUUUUAGGGACCAUUACUUUGAGACGCACAAUGUGGAAGAUGCUGAGAGGAAACAGAAUGAUGUCACCGUGGAGAUGGAGAAAGCACUCAAGAAACUACUGGAGAAAGAAGAGUCUCACAGGCACAGUGCCGAGUUUCUGCUGCUGAAGGGCCGGUGUCUGAGCGUGGCCCCGGCCUUCAGUCCCACCGCGGAGGAUUGCCUGUCCCGGGCUGUGAAGCUGGAGCCGGGACUGGUGGAGGGAUGGAACACCCUAGGGGAGCAGUACUGGAAGAAGGGAGACCUGACCACGGCCAAGACCUGCUUCACUGGAGCUCUGCAGCAGAGUAAGAACAAGGUGUCCCUGCGUAGCCUGUCCAUGGUGCUGCGGCAGCUGCCAGGAGGGGGCAGUGAUGAGCAGGGCAAGCGGGUGCUGGAGAGCGUAGACAUGGCCAGGCAGGCCGUGCAGCUGGACGUCACGGACGGGACCUCCUGGUACAUCCUGGGGAAUGCCUAUAUAUCUCUGUUCUUCACCUGCGGACAAAACCCACAGAUGUCUCAACAGGCUCUGAGUGCCUACGCCCAGUCUGAGAAAGUGGAUAGAGCAGCUUCCUCUAACCCUGACCUGCACUUCAACCGAGCUACGCUGUUCCAGUACGAGGAGAUGUUUGGGUCGGCGCUGGGCGGGUACAGCCGGGCGGCGGCCCUGGACCCUGGGUGGGAGGAGCCUCCGGAGCGGGAGAGGCAGCUGCUGGAGUACCUGAGGAAGGUCACAGAGCUCACAGAGAACAAGGGCAAGGUGAAGGCGCGCCGUUUGAGAACCAUGCUGUCCAACCUAAGCACCUCAGCCCUGGGGCCAUGUUCCCACCCUCAGUUCCGCUCCCCCACAGGCCGAGUUGGGAGCCUGGAGCCCCGGUUGCUGUCUUCCCUGACACACGGCCACAACGCCGGGGUGGCCGCCCUGGGCAAGGUGGUGUUCAGUCUGGCCUCCGAAGGACGCAUGGCCUUUACGUUUGGCAUGGUGGACAGCGAUGAGACGUGCUGUGUGGUGAUGGUGUACAACACGGCGGACAGCUGGGGGGUGCUGAUAGGAGACUCUGUUGUCGUCCCGGAGCCCCAGGUCAAACGCCACAGCGUAGCGCACAACGGCCAGUCUUUUGAUUUCCGGAGUAUACGAGUGGACUCUCCUCUGCUCCUGAUCGUGAACGGAAAGAAACAGAACGCCCAGAGUCAGACGGCUGCGUCGGUUAGCUAUAAGCCUCAGAGCGAAUGAAAGGAGGGGUGGAGGAAAGGAUACAUGAAAGGCUAAGAGCCAGAAAGAAGCAUGAUUUAUAUGUUAAAAAAAAGAAAAACUGUGUGCCUGUAAUGUUUGACUUCCUGUAAAUAGUAGACACUUUGAAUAGUCUUUUAGACAAA
Osmerus eperlanus (European smelt) is the source of this 1545-nucleotide messenger RNA. RefSeq names its product tetratricopeptide repeat domain 5 (gene ttc5). The record is from RefSeq and is a predicted model, not a curated record. NCBI's taxonomy places the organism in Eukaryota, Metazoa, Chordata, Actinopteri, Osmeriformes, Osmeridae. The transcript is spliced from 10 exons. The coding region runs from base 68 to 1402 and encodes 444 amino acids. Gene Ontology annotation, molecular function: protein binding.